Molecule: messenger RNA, 1178 nt
Organism: Thalassophryne amazonica
Lineage: Eukaryota; Metazoa; Chordata; Actinopteri; Batrachoidiformes; Batrachoididae
Product: perilipin-2-like
Exons: 6
Coding region: 49-1062 (337 amino acids)
Biological process (GO): lipid storage; positive regulation of triglyceride storage
Cellular component (GO): cytosol; lipid droplet
Source: RefSeq, a predicted model, not a curated record
AUUUCACAUGUUUGCUCAUUUUUCAAUUUUUCCAUUAAAGUGACAAACAUGCCGAGGAAUAACAACCAGAAGAUGCAGAGUGCAGCUGUCCGGCUGACUGAGCUGCCAUUGGUUCGUUCUCUCUGUGCAAAGCUGACCGUCCUGUAUGUCGGCACCAAAUGCAGCCACCCAAACCUGACGUCUGUGUGUGAGGUGAUGGAGAACAGUGUGGUGGCUCUGGGCACAGUGGCCUGUGACACAGUGCUGCCUGUCAUCAUCAAACUGGAGCCUCAGAUUUCACUUGCAAAUGACAUUGCUUGUAAAAGUCUUGACUGGCUGGAAACUGCAUUCCCAGUGCUUCACGAACCCACAGAGCAGAUUGGUAUUCGUGCAAAGAAAAAGAUACUGGAGAUCCAGGACACCGUGAGCGGUGCUGCUAAUGGAACUAUGGUCUGUGUGCUGCACACGGUCAUGUGGGUGAUGGGGAGGGCACAGCGGGUGACUGGUUUUAACGGUUACACGGCUGAUGGUGUGGCUAAGCAGUCACUCAUGGUACAAGCCAUCAGUGUGGGACUAGACUCGGCUCUGAACACAUCAGAGGCUCUGAUGAAUCAAAUGCUUCCCCCAACUAAAGAUGACAAAGAAGAGGAACUUCAACUGGUGGAAGGUUUUGAGGCAAAUGUACCCAAGCAAAGCUACACAGUGCGACUGUUUACUCUCACUGUUAAACUGUACAGAAGAACUUAUCACAGGGUGGCGGAGAAGAUGACCUCUGUCCAGGUCAUGAAGAGCUUACAGAGUCCUUCAGGUCUGGUUCAGGACCUUCAGAGUGGCUGGCGGUCCUGGAGCCUCCAGGGCCUACCCCGGUACCUCCAGGACCAGGCUGUGGCUGUGUCCAUAUUUGUCUCUCAGAUGUACAACUUAACGUGCCCUUCAGCUAGACACCAGUCCAACAUCAGAAUUCCUUUGAAGGCUGUUGGGGCUUCAUGGGGUCAAAGGAAUGUGGGUCAAGUCCAUCGCCAGGUGUCACCGAGUUGCAGACUGAGGAAGUCUGCGAGGAAGUCAGUGGUUGCUGGACAAUAACUACAGGGUUAAGGGCUGUGUGCGGUACUGAUAACUGAGUAACAUGUUUACGUAUUUUUGCCGAAUGUAUUGAAUGGAGGAAAAAAUUAAAAUCUAUGGAAAUGUUUGUAACUUCA